AAGGGUGGAAAGCAGAUUUGCUUGCGGUUUUUGUCGGCUCAAGGUUGCCGGGGCAAGAAUGGCAAGUGCAUAAUUGACAAUCUUUGCCACUUCAAGCCUGCCGCCUUACCUGAUGUUGUUCGAGACUUCACUGACAAGAAUUAUGGAGGAUUGUCGUCUGACAUGCAGUGA
This is a messenger RNA of Phytophthora sojae, 171 nucleotides long. RefSeq lists its product as hypothetical. The record is from RefSeq and is a predicted model, not a curated record. The annotation marks the transcript as partial. Lineage: Eukaryota; Oomycota; Peronosporomycetes; Peronosporales; Peronosporaceae. The transcript has a single exon.